GUUAAGAUCCUUUUUGAAUAUGCACAGGUCGUCCAAAAUCCAAUGCCGAGGAUUACGCCGCACGGCUUACUCAGCGAAUCACUUCGGCAGAGCCGGACGGCAUCUUCUGGUGAACGGCACCGUCAAAGCUUUGUUUCUAACCACCAUCUCGUUUCUCGUUCACUAUGCCUCGUCAAUCACGUCCCCGCGCUUCCGGUCCAGCCCGAGCUGCACCUGCUCCAGCACAGACCAGAAGUGCCCAUACCGCAGCUGCCCCUGCAUCUGCCUUUGCUUCUCCCUCUCCUGCCAGGGCACCAGCACCACCUGCAAAUGUACCCCAUGCACCGACGUCGACAGCGACACCAUCUAAGGAGCCAGGACUGAUGGCCCAAAUGGCGGCCACGGCUGGCUCAGUAGCCAUCGGUUCGACCAUCGGCCAUGGCCUCUCCAACAUGCUUUUCGGUGGAGGAAGCGCUGCGGCUGCUGAAGCCCCCACUCAGGCUCAAGCUCCUGUCCAGCAACAACAGGCAGGCGGAUUGAGCUGUGAAGCGCAAGCGAAAGAUUUCACCAAGUGCCUGGAUAAGGCAGAUCUCCCGUCAUGCACAUGGUACCUCGAGCAGCUGAAGGCGUGCCAAGCUGCCGCUGCUCCUUAUUAGAUGCCGCCCAGUCGUGCGUAGACUUUAAUCCCUAGAUCCAUGCGAUAGAAUCUUCAAGAAGAGAUAUCUUAUCCGAUAUCUUUUUACCUCCAUAACAACGCUGUCGUAUGUGCAUCAAAUAAAAAGUUGAUUAGCCAUUUGUUAGCGGUCUACCGCGCUCGCGAAGAAAUCUCUCCGGAGCUCGACGGAGAAUUGAUGUCAGAACAUCAAGACUCAUAUAAAGACCAAGAACACUAGCCGCAGAUUCAUAGAGAAUACAAGAUU
This is a messenger RNA of Guyanagaster necrorhizus, 899 nucleotides long. RefSeq lists its product as uncharacterized. The record is from RefSeq and is a predicted model, not a curated record. The transcript has 4 exons. NCBI's taxonomy places the organism in Eukaryota, Fungi, Basidiomycota, Agaricomycetes, Agaricales, Physalacriaceae. Bases 165 to 635 code for a protein of 156 amino acids. Gene Ontology annotation, biological process: mitochondrion organization. Gene Ontology annotation, cellular component: nucleus; mitochondrion.